Molecule: messenger RNA, 732 nt
Organism: Amphimedon queenslandica
Lineage: Eukaryota; Metazoa; Porifera; Demospongiae; Haplosclerida; Niphatidae
Product: epidermal growth factor receptor-like
Exons: 4
Coding region: 8-652 (214 amino acids)
Source: RefSeq, a predicted model, not a curated record
CACUGUAAUGCCCAAUCCAGAAUUUAAAUUUAAAGCUAAGCCUCUUUGUGUUGAUUCUUGUCCAGAUAAACUUCUUGAGCUUGGUGCUCAAUGUGUUGAAGAUUGUCCUUUCAAUUAUAUGUCUGUUGGUGGCAAUAAUGGAACUAUGAGAUGUGUGUUAUGUGAUGGUCCUUGUCCUCAAGAAUGUGCUGGUGGUGUGUUUGAUUAUAAUGAUCCUGGAAAACUAUCUCAAUGUACUGUCAUUACUACUGAACUAAGGAUUUCAAGCAUACCUGUAAAUGUUAAUCCAUCAAUAUUGAAUGAUCUCAAUGACAUUAGAGAGAUACGUGGCUCACUGGAUAUUAGUGGCUUCAAUAAAGAGACUUUUCCAUACUUAUCUAACUUGAAAACUGUUGGUAAUGAUUCCAGUCAAGUUUUAUCACAGUCAUACAAUGGAUCAAGUGACUCUUUUAAGUAUUCAAUUAUUAUAGCUGAUACUGAUUUGGUUAGCAUUGAUCUCUCAUCCCUUGAAGCUGUCAUCAAUGGUGGUAUACGAUUACAGAAUAAUCCUUCUUUAUGUUACCUUGGAAAUUUGAGCUACUACCUGGCCAAUGCAUCAUCAUCAUCUUGUGUGUUGGAUAAUCACAGAAGCAGUAUUAAUGAAUGUGGUUAGUAUUUGUAUUUUGUGUAGUUUGUGAGUAUUUUUUAUUUGCCAUGGCAAUUUGUCUAAGUAUUUACUUGUAUGCAGCAUGU